This is a messenger RNA of Oncorhynchus nerka (sockeye salmon), 597 nucleotides long. RefSeq names its product exocyst complex component 6-like. Gene Ontology annotation, cellular component: membrane; exocyst. The record is from RefSeq and is a predicted model, not a curated record. NCBI's taxonomy places the organism in Eukaryota, Metazoa, Chordata, Actinopteri, Salmoniformes, Salmonidae. Gene Ontology annotation, biological process: Golgi to plasma membrane transport; exocytosis; intracellular protein transport. Bases 1 to 558 code for a protein of 185 amino acids. The transcript has 4 exons.
AUGAGGCCAGUCUGUCUCCAUGAGGCCACGGGGGUCUAUCUCCAUGAGGCCAGUCUGCCUCCCCAUGAGGCCAAGGCCUGUCUCCAUGAGAAGGCUGGGAGUAACACUUUCCUUUUCCCUUUUGAUUGUGAUGGACUUCCGCCCCGUCUUCCCCCUCUUCCUUUCCAGUCGUACUGCAGUGAUCCUGACCUGGUGCUGCAGCUGAAGAACCUCAUUGUCAUAUUUGCAGACACAUUACAGGGUUAUGGCUACCCAGUGAACAGACUGUUUGACCUGCUGUUUGAGAUCAGAGACCAGUACAAUGAAACUUUGCUGAAGAAAUGGGCUCUGGUGUUCAGGGAGAUCUUUGAACUGGACAACUACAGCCCUAUCCCCGUAGAGACUGAAGAAGAGUACAAGUCUGUCGUUAGUAGAUUCCCCUUCCACGACGCAGAAAUUGAAAAGCAAGACUUUCCAAAGAAGCUACCGAUGUCUCAGUCUGUGCCUCAGAUCUACGUUCAGGUCAAAGAGUUCAUCUACGCCAGUCUGAAGUUCUCCGAGUCACUGCAUCGCAGGUGAGUCAGUCGGAUCACCGGCUGCUUCUCAAAUCACUACCUA